Penicillium paradoxum is the source of this 261-nucleotide messenger RNA. RefSeq names its product NADH:ubiquinone oxidoreductase subunit NDUFA3. Lineage: Eukaryota; Fungi; Ascomycota; Eurotiomycetes; Eurotiales; Aspergillaceae. The record is from RefSeq and is a predicted model, not a curated record. The transcript is spliced from 2 exons. The coding region runs from base 1 to 261 and encodes 86 amino acids.
AUGUCUACCCCUCAGUUCUGGUCUACCCCCUUCCGCUACCUCCGCUGGGCUGCGCACGAGAAGCCAGCUAUCCUCGCUGCUCUCUUCAUCGGCUCCAUGGGUCCCGUUGCCCUGGUCACCAUUCCCCCCAUCCGCCACGCUCUUGGUGACGUCGACCCCGAGCCCAUUCCUAUGACAUAUCCCAGUAUGAAAUCCCUUCAAUCCCUACAAUUCGUUCCGCAAGGUCCGCGCGUGAUCCCCAAGGGCUACGAUGACGAAUAA